CUCAUCAUCCCCAAUAAUAUACCCUCUUUCUCACGAAAUCUCUAGAAUCCCGAGAGAGAGAGAGAGCAGAACACAGAGAAGCAACUUUUAGAGGGGGAAAUGGCGUCGGCGGCGAGAGUAGAUCUGGACGGGAACCUCAUAAAGCCGAUGACAAUAUGCAUGAUCGGCGCGGGAGGGUUCAUAGGCUCGCACCUCUGCGAGAAGCUGAUGUCGGAGACACCGCACAAAGUGCUGGCUGUGGACGUCUACAGUGACAAGAUCAAGCACCUCCUCGAGCCGGACUCGCUACCCUGGGCCGGUCGCAUCCAGUUCCACCGCAUCAACAUCAAGAACGACUCCAGGCUCGAAGGACUCAUCAAGAUGGCAGAUCUGACUAUAAAUCUUGCGGCGAUCUGUACUCCGGCGGAUUAUAAUACGCGCCCUCUUGACACAAUUUACAGUAAUUUCAUUGAUGCUCUCCCCGUGGUUAAGUACUGCUCAGAAAAUGGCAAGCGUCUCAUUCACUUCUCUACUUGUGAAGUCUAUGGCAAAACAAUUGGAAGCUUUCUUCCCAAGGAUCAUCCCCUGCGACAGGAUCCUGCUUAUUUUGUUCUCAAAGAAGAUGACUCUCCAUGCAUUUUUGGCCCUAUUGAGAAGCAGAGGUGGUCAUACGCAUGUGCAAAGCAAUUGAUUGAGAGGCUCAUCUACGCUGAGGGUGCUGAGAAUGGUCUUGAAUUCACCAUCGUGAGACCUUUCAACUGGAUUGGCCCGAGGAUGGACUUCAUACCGGGCAUUGAUGGUCCCAGUGAGGGUGUUCCUAGGGUUCUGGCAUGCUUUAGUAAUAAUCUCCUAAGACAUGAACCUCUCAAGCUUGUGGACGGUGGCCAAUCACAAAGAACUUUCAUUUAUAUCAAGGAUGCCAUUGAAGCUGUUCUUCUGAUGAUUGAAAACCCAGGCAGGGCUAAUGGUCAGAUCUUCAAUGUGGGCAACCCUAACAAUGAAGUUACAGUUAGGCAACUUGCUGAAAUGAUGACUGAGGUUUAUUCGAAGGUGAGCGGAGAACCUGCUCUGGACGUGCCGACCAUUGAUGUAAGUUCCAAAGAAUUCUAUGGUGAAGGGUAUGAUGACAGUGACAAGAGGAUUCCAGACAUGACCAUAAUCAAUAAACAACUCGGUUGGAAUCCUAAGACGUCGCUGUGGGACUUGCUUGAAUCAACCCUUACCUAUCAACACAAGACAUAUGCCGAAGCCAUAAAGCAGGCCAUUUCCAAACCAGUUGCAUCCGGCUAAGGCAAACAAUUCAACUGUCUGGCAAACAUGGAAGAGAAUCUCUUGUAAUGGCUUCAAUAUCUUUCAGACGACUACUACAUAUAUGAAUUGGUGACCAUAUGGUUGGUUAAUACUCGUAUACACUACAUUAUUUGUCUUUCCUGUGCUGUUCCCGUAGUCUCUCAGGAAAUUCUCUCGUAAUGUGUUAGGGAUUAUUAUAUGAGGAUGUUGAUGUUAGGGGGCUCCCAAGAUAGAUUUGUCCUUAACCGCAAUGGGGGUCAUUUAUACAAGCUAAAAAGCCCGCCUUCGUGUUUGUGCUAUUCAAGGAAUUUGUUUCCUUCCUCUGUUUCA
Molecule: messenger RNA, 1599 nt
Organism: Diospyros lotus (date-plum)
Lineage: Eukaryota; Viridiplantae; Streptophyta; Magnoliopsida; Ericales; Ebenaceae
Product: UDP-D-apiose/UDP-D-xylose synthase 2
Exons: 9
Coding region: 100-1269 (389 amino acids)
Molecular function (GO): carboxy-lyase activity
Source: RefSeq, a predicted model, not a curated record